Molecule: messenger RNA, 1770 nt
Organism: Galendromus occidentalis (western predatory mite)
Lineage: Eukaryota; Metazoa; Arthropoda; Arachnida; Mesostigmata; Phytoseiidae
Gene: Ttc26
Product: tetratricopeptide repeat domain 26
Exons: 1
Coding region: 85-1770 (561 amino acids)
Biological process (GO): intraciliary anterograde transport; intraciliary transport involved in cilium assembly
Cellular component (GO): ciliary basal body; intraciliary transport particle B; ciliary base
Molecular function (GO): intraciliary transport particle B binding; protein binding
Source: RefSeq, a predicted model, not a curated record
UCCGAGCCGCGGAGGACACAUACAGCACUAGAAGAAAAACCGAAAAUCGUCACCUCGAUCGCGCAACGGAAACGCGAACUCGAAAUGCUUCUCUCCCGCACGAAACCGGAUCUUGCAGUGACGCACGCGGGCGGCUCGUCGAUAGCCCUCGCGGCCGACGGGAAAGUGCCAUCACUCGAGGAAUUCCUCGCUCGACGAGAUUUCAGCGGGGCUCACGCUUACCUGGAGUUUCAACGCUCAUCCGGUAAGAGCACACUUGAAUCCGAUCUGUGGGUCGCAUAUUGCGCAUUUCACCUGGGCAACUACAAGCAAGCCUCCGAGGAAUAUCACAAGAUCCUGAAGCGUAAAAACGCACCGAAAGAAUGUUGGACCUACUUGGCUUGCUGUCAAUUCUAUCUAGGCCUCUACAAGGAGGCCGAGAAGUCGGUUGGCAAAGGCGUAAGCGGUGAUUUGCAGAAUCGUAUACUCUUUCAUCUGGCACACAAGUUCGGGGACGAGCAGAAACUCAUGACACACCAUCAGCAGCUACAGGAUAUUCUCCAGGACCAGCUUUCCUUGGCGUCGAUUCACUACUUGCGAAGUCAUUACCAGGAAGCGAUCGAUGUAUACAAGCGAAUUCUUCUCGACAACCGGGAAUUCCUCGCGCUGAACGUUUACGUGGCACUCUGUUACUAUAAGCUCGACUACUACGACGUGUCGCAGGAGGUCUUGGCCGUCUACCUGCAACACCAUCCCGACUCGGCGACAGCCAUCAACCUCAAGGCUUGCAAUCACUUCCGUCUGUACAACGGCAAAGCGGCUGAAGCCGAACUGGGCCAUCUGCAGGAGUUGGCCUCGCCUUCUUUCUCCUACGCCAAGGAUCUGAUCCGACACAAUAUGGUGGUUUUCAGGAGCGGCGAGGGCGCACUUCAGGUGUUUCCGCCACUGAUAGAUAUUAUCCCCGAAGCACGGCUCAACCUCGUCAUCUACUACCUGAAGCAGGACGACAUUCAAAGCGCCCACGCGCUGAUCAAGGACCUCGAGCCGAGCGUCCCGCACGAAUACAUCCUGAAGGCGGUCGUCAACGCAGCGGUCGGUCAGGAACAAGGCGCCUAUCUUCUGCAGCGGGAGCAUCUCAAAGUGGCUCAGCAGUACUUCCAACUGGUCGGCGGAUCCGCGACCGAAUGCGAUACCAUUCCCGGCAGACAGUGCAUGGCUUCGUGUUUUUUUCUCCUGAAACAAUUCGAUGACGUCUUGUUGUACCUGAACUCUAUCAAGAGUUACUUCUACAACGACGACACGUUCAACUUCAACUACGCUCAGGCGAAAGCGGCCACCGGCGCCUACAAGGAGGCAGAGGAUCUAUUUCUCCUCGUCCAGAACGAAAAAAUCAAAGCCGACUACGUCUACCAGAGCUGGCUGGUGAGAUGCUACAUCAUGAACAAGAAACCCCUCCAGGCCUGGGAGAUGUACGAGCGGCUGCAAGACUCCGCCGAAUCUUUCAGUCUCUUGCAACUCAUAGCGAACGAUUGCUACCGGAUGGGACAGUUCAUGACGUCACUCAAAGCGUUCGAGCAGCUGGACUCCAUCGACCCAAACCCCGAAUACUGGGAGGGCAAACAGGGCGCUGCUCUCGGCACGCUUCAAAAGGUCAUAGCGGGCCACGAGCCCAAAGAAUCCCUGUCGGUUGUUUGGCAAAUCUUGCGUAAAAGCAACAAACCGCACGCCGAGCCUAUUUUGAAAGCUUUGCAGACGUGGGCGAAAGAGAAUCGAGUUUCGCUACAGACCUGA